AUGCCGACAGGACCCUUCUUUAUUUUGGUAUUUAUAUGGACUUUGCUGCUUCGUACUACUACUACUGGACAACUCCUGCCACAAAAUGCUCCUUCUCCGGAGUUGAUUUCUGAUCUUUUUCAAAAUGCCCCACCGUUAAUUCAAGCUGCAUUACGCAACGUUGGAUUGAGGCAGAAUAAUACUCCACGCAAACAAAGCAACAGACCUUUUCCAUACUAUGUAACCAACGGUGAUGAUGGUGAGCUACGUCCACCUACACAGUUUCAAACAAACAGUGCUUCUGUAGCUUCACACUCAAAAGUGUUACAAGUUCAACAGAUACGAAAGCCACGCCCUCAUCCUUCAAGACCUCAACGUGUGCAGGUACUGUCACCUGAAGAAUUGUUGGUCAGUGAUGCUCAUUCUUAUCAACCACAAACGUCUGCCAGACCUGACCUAAUCGGAGGCCGGUAUCUAAACAGCAAUAGACCAAACAGAGACGAACAAACUUACGCCCAUCUUACAAGAGUGUCCUUCCCCCCACAAGGUAGCGCUUCUCGACCUCAGUUUCUUCAGCCACCAGAAUAUCAGAAAUCUCAACAAUACCUCUUUCAUGAUACUGAAGUUUCUCAGCCUGUUACUCGGUCCUCCGUUAGCAUUCGACGCCCUUACCAAGUCCAACGAAGACCAUCCUUGACGUCAUCACACAGUGUCGGUUCUUCCGUUGGUUCUCCGAACCCUCCAUUGGUGAUUCCGCAAAACAUUAGACAUCCACAGUAUGAGUAUGGAUUUGUUCCGAUCUCGGAGAAUGAGGUGGCAAAAGGUUCAUCUGAAGCAACUGGAUUAGAGUCAUUCCCAGAAGGUACUCUUUCUGAAGGCCCUCUACGGCCCCCAAAGACUUUGGAUCAUCCACAGGAAGAAUUCGACAACAGUGUUAUCGCUUCAGUAACGAGUAACAACCCGGCUGAAACCGGAAGAGAGCAAUCUAACUCAGUUGAAGUAGAUUGUGGAGGAAGUAAGGACCUGGGCUGGUGUGAUCUGCAAGAAAAAUACCCUAGGAAAAACAUAGAGCAGAUUAUACGACAGUGUGAUGACGAAAUAAGUCGGAUGUAUGUGAAGGUGCCUGACAGUCUGGAAGAGCUGGGAGACAACGCCCCCUUCGGUUAUUUUUAUAACUACACUAGACAAGGAAACGAAAGAGGAAGUAAACAGGCAUGGUCAUGGGCAGGUUAUGCUUACCAUAAGAAGGCUCUGUGCGAGACGGUUCCUCGUAUAAUCCGGCCUGGAUUAGCUCAUGACACAUCUGGGAAGUGGUUUAUUAUAGUUCAGUCGGACAAAUACCCUCAGAGAGUUCCCGUCGAAAUAUGUAGCUCUCCAGGUGACGUCUGCAGCAACAUCGCCGACUGUGGUAGAAAAUCCCGCUGUGUUCAGAGAUAUAACUACCAACUGUUGAUCAGUAUCGAUCCAGAUCUUCCAGAUAUUUGUCCUUUUAUGAGAUUGUUUAAAUUCCCAUCGUCUUGUGUUUGUCAUGUAGAAGUGGAAAACGGAGUUGAUCAGUGAAGACGGUAGCUAUAAUUACGAAACACUAAAUGAACAAACAACAAACUGUAAAAUAUUAUACAAGUGAGUGAGGUAUAUCGUCGUUGUUAAACAACUCCAUUAUAUACAUAUAAAUCACAAUAUUGUUAUUCUUUACUUUUUAAUAUUAUUUAUGAGACGAUUUCUAUUUGA
Molecule: messenger RNA, 1710 nt
Organism: Limulus polyphemus (Atlantic horseshoe crab)
Lineage: Eukaryota; Metazoa; Arthropoda; Merostomata; Xiphosura; Limulidae
Exons: 5
Coding region: 1-1539 (512 amino acids)
Biological process (GO): regulation of Toll signaling pathway; central nervous system formation; innate immune response
Cellular component (GO): extracellular region
Molecular function (GO): Toll binding; growth factor activity
Source: RefSeq, a predicted model, not a curated record